Molecule: messenger RNA, 933 nt
Organism: Trichophyton rubrum CBS 118892
Lineage: Eukaryota; Fungi; Ascomycota; Eurotiomycetes; Onygenales; Arthrodermataceae
Exons: 5
Coding region: 1-933 (310 amino acids)
Source: RefSeq, a predicted model, not a curated record
AUGUCCACCGCUACCGGAGCAUUUCUUGCCGGUGGUCUGGCCGCUUGCGGUGCCGUCACCCUGACACACAGCUUUGAAACUGUCAAGAUUCGCUUACAAUUGCAAGGAGAGCUACAAGCAAAGAACAAUGUUGCCAGGCAAUAUAAGGGUGUGUUCCAUGGAAUCACCGUCAUUCUAAGGAACGAAGGCCCCCGAGGUCUACUCCGUGGUCUUGACGCAGCGUAUACAUACCAACUUCUGUUGAACGGUUGUCGGCUUUCCUUUUACGAACCCAUUCGCAAAAGUCUCACCACCUCUUUCUACGAUGACCCCAAAACGCAGUCAAUGGCUAUCAACGUUUUCUCCGGAGCUACUUCGGGAGUUAUCGGUGCUGCUGUUGCCUCGCCGUUUUUCCUAGUUAAGACAAGGCUGCAGUCUUACUCUCCAAUUCUUCCAGUUGGCACACAGCACAAUUACAAAGGCUCGACGGAUGGGUUACGAAAGAUCUUCGCUAGCGAAGGAGUACCGGGACUAUACCGUGGCGCCAUGGCCUCCAUGAUCCGAACUGGUUUCGGUAGCUCUGUUCAACUACCUACAUACUUUUUUGCCAAGCGAAACUUGAUACGCCAUCUCGGGAUGGAAGAGGGGCUUCCACUUCACCUUACCAGCAGUGCUGUCAGUGGUGUCGUUGUUUGUAUUGCCAUGCACCCUCCCGACACUAUUAUGUCCAGAAUGUACAACCAAAGCGGCAACCUUUACAACGGCGUCUUUGACUGUGUCAAGAAAACGAUCAAGGCUGAAGGUCUGUUCGCCAUUUACAAGGGAGUUUCGGCUCAUCUGGCCCGUGUAGUCCCUCAUACGGUUUUGACACUUACAUUCAUGGAACAAUGUACCAAGAUCAUGCGCAAAGCCGAAGAUACAUUUCUACCAGAAUCCGUGAAGGCUUGGAUAUAA